AGCAGCAGCAGCAGCCUGUCAGUGCUCCGGUCUACUUUGCUCGCAUCAUUCAGGCGGCUAGCUAUGUGACAGUGCGGCUGUUUCUUCUGCUUCCCGGACCCCCUCCGUGUCCCGGUCUCCCCAGUCCGGCGUCCGUUUAUGAUGGAUCACAAGAGAGCUGAUUCGAAGGGCACCAGCCUGUACGGGGAAUUUCUGUUCACCAGUAACCGGAAAGGCAGGUGUGCCGUCACCCUGACCGAGAAGGACCUCGUUGUCCAGAGGCUCACGUCGGCACCUGUCGGGCGGAACAAGGUGGUGCUCAGCCUGAAGGAGUGCGUCGGCUGUCGGGCUUACCGGGGAAAUGACAGCGUGGACCCGGCAGCGUACUUAGUUGCCUACUUUUACCCACUCAAACGGCGGUGGAUGAGCUCCAGAGUGUCGCGGCAGAGAGUGGAGCAGUGCUUUCGGCUCGCCGCACUCCAGGACCCGCGCGCUAACCUGGAGGAGGCAGAGAAGUGGGCUCGCGCUGUCCGAGAACGCUCUGCCCGGCAACAGUUCCCUAGAAACGGAGUGUUGAUGAGCCAAAGGUCCCGCCCGUGUCGGAUGAUGCUGUUAGUGAACCCGCAGAGUGGGAAAGGACAGGCACUGACGCUGUACAACAACCACGUUCAGCGGAUGCUGAACGAAGCCGGCAUCGUACACACUCUGGUUAUCACAGAGUGGCAGAAUCACGCCCGGGAGAUGGUGAGAGAGGCCGACCUGUCGCAGUGGGAUGCUUUAGUCAUCAUGUCAGGAGAUGGACUUCUCUAUGAAGUGAUAAAUGGUCUGCUGGAAAGGUCAGAUUGGGAGGAGGCCAUCCGGAUACCAUUGGGUAUCCUUCCUGGUGGAUCUGGCAACGCAUUGGCUGCAUCCAUACAUCAUUACUCUGGAGCCUCUCCUGUGUCCAGUGAGGAGCUGUUGGUCAGCUGUGGCUUCCUGCUCUGCAAGGGUCUGGUGUCCCACAUGGAUUUGGUCUCCAUCCAUCUCUCCUCCAGCCCCCGCCUCUUCUCCUUCCUCUCUUUGGCCUGGGGCUUUGUAGCGGACGUUGACAUAGAGAGCGAGAAGUACCGUCACUUUGGUGCCGUCCGGUUCACCAUUGGCACGUUGGUGCGGCUGGCCUCUCUUCGCGUCUACAAGGGCAGGCUGGCUUACCUACCUGCCACCAAGGACCACAACAAUGAGGAGGAUAUGAGAAGUAACACAACAAUACCCUGCAAAAAUCUGCGCUCUGCCCUGACUCCGCCCUCAGUCCCAUGUCUGCUGUCCAGAGACUCUUCCUGCGACAACACCCGCCACAACUCCUGCCACUCCAACAACUCCCUCAAAGUGAGGCGGAUUGAGAGCACGCCUUCCCGAAGUGCCACCAAAGCACUCCCUGGCCCGACUGACUCACUGCUGCCACCUCUGGAUCAGCCGCCGCCCAGUGACUGGGUGGUGGUGCAGGAGGAAGACUUUGUCCUCGUGCUGGCCAUGUACCAGUCCCACCUGGCGGAGGAUCUCCUGGCAGCACCGGAGGCCACCUUGGACGACGGUGUCAUUCAUCUUUUUUACGUCAGAGCGGGAAUAUCACCCACUGCACUGCUGAGGCUGUUUCUAGCUAUGGAGAGGGGUGCACAUCUGACUACAAACUGCCAACAUUUGGUGUACACUAAGGUGCGGGCUCUCAGGCUAGAGCCGUACUCAUCAAAAGGGAUAAUAACAGUAGAUGGAGAGGUGGUGGAGUAUGGCCCGGUGCAGGCUGAGGUGCACAGAGGCCUGUCAAGGUUAAUCACCGGAUGAACCAAAGAAACUCCACUGCCCACUUUCAUGUCUGCUGUUUGACGGCGUUUAACAAUAAACACAUUUGAUUUGUCAGAUUAGAAACUGUGCAGCUGCAGGAGCAACGCAGUGGAUUUACAACUCCUGAUGCUGUGAUGGAGGAUGAGUUAUUACAUCAUGAUGCCAUGAAUCAAGUGGUCAGUAUUAGAUAGAUAAAUAAAUAAAUAAUCAAAUAAAACCAAAAUAUAUCUGUAAAUUACACUAAAGACUUUCAAAUUUAGCUUAAUAUUUUUAUUAUUACACAUUAUUCUUUUCACAAUAAGAGCAUUUAGUACAUAUUUUUAUCUGUAAAUCAAAACAGACUGGCUGAGUCAGUUCGGUUGUUUUAAAGUUGACUUAUUUGGCUCAUUUUACACUCUAUAUUUUUAUUUUUGGACUCUGGAGUAACUUUAGUGGCUGCGUGUAGUGGUUUACACAUUUGCCUAACAAGCAAAAGAUUCCCAAUUUAGUCCGGGGGGAGACACAAAUCCCUCUGGGGUUGCAUAAGGAAGAGCAUCCAUUGUAAAAAUCUGCCAAAUCAAACAGGUGGAGCCACCUGCAUUACUGUUUAAAAAAUAACAAAGAACACCUCAAAAAGAUCUGAUGUAACAAUCUAUUGUUGUGAAAAGAUGGAUGAUGUAAUUUAGAAAUAUUAGGCAUCGUUAUAUUUUUAAUUCAGAUUAUUUAAUUUCACUAUUAAUUUAAUACUGAACACUCUGUAGCCACGAUUGUGUGAACUGAAUAUGUUCCUGCCUCACUUGAGCUAAAACACAAACACACCCGCAUGUUUCAUCAUCUCGUGAUCAAGCAUUCAGACUCCACAGAAAGUCAAUCCGUCGCCAUCUUUCGCCUCCGUCCGGCGUCUCGUCCGCAGCUGCACAGAGAGCGAUGUUUGUCUGCGCUGCAGUGAACACAUCAGCCAGAAUUACAGCAUCUUAUGCAACAACAGAGGAUUAGAUUUCUUUGGCCUUUAUGGCUUCACUGCAGUACAGUGUGUUUGUGUGUGAGACAGAAAACACAAACAUCCAUUUACGGCUGAAAGUCUUAAAUUAAAGCCUUUAUGGAUGUGGCCUUCGGGAUGAAAGGUGCUGGUCUGCAUUACUGAGUGAUGCAAAGGCAGGAAAACGUCUGUUACUUCAUAUUAUCUCAAAAUGAAACCCGGCAAAGCACAUUGUAUAAAUAAUCAUUAGAACUAUUUAUAUUUAAUUUACUAUUUAUUUUUAUCAUAUAUCAAAGCUACUCAGGGUGCUUCUGCACCUUGUCCAGCGUGCCUGGUUUCUGACCAGAGGCUGUGGUGUCGUUUCAGUUGGAGCACCCAAACAGUUUUGCCUUAAAAUCUCGUCGGCUUGAUCCUGUUUCAUGAAAGCACUAAAUGGUAAUUUCACACGUGGCUGUCACUCAGCAACUGCAGAUAUUUGCAGAUUCAGUACCUCUCCAGUUCUCACACAUGGGUGACCACCGUGGUGUUUCCAUUGCUACCCUCGUGUUGCAUACUGCAGAGUUUGUUAAGUGGACCCUGAGAUUUCUAAACCAACCAUGUUAAAUUCUGCAAGCAGAAUCAUAUCAUAUCUACAUCCUCCUUUUACCUGAUGCUGGUGAUGUAGUCAUGAUAGACUGUAAAUUAAAAAGGGAAGUAGCCACUUUGAAUUCACGUCUUGGUUUGUGAAGCCCUAUUUUGAGGCUUCAGCAUUAUGUCCACUGCCUAGUUGCUUUUUUGGAGUUGGAAUUCAGCGUUUUUAGAUCCUUACAGCUGAUUUCCCAGUCUACGAAAUCUCUGAAAAUCUCAUUUAAAAAACUCUGUAGUCCAGGAUUAGGAAUAAUCCAUGCCUGGGAAACUAACAGUAGCAAACUUGGUUAGCGUAGAGACCAAUCAGCAACCCUGAGACAACCUCCGGUUGCUAAAGAAAAAUGUGUAUUCCCCAGCCAGUUGGUGAGUGUUUGCUAGAGGUUGCUAGUUGUAGCCAGGUGAAAUCUGUCACAAAGAGGAUGCUUUGAAUACUAACAGAUUGUCACAGUCGAUGGUAGUUUGCAUGGAAGUUGCCAACUUAUCUGCAAACACUUGCAGACUACUUGCCGAGCGGGAGUGAAACUGUGAAAAGUGCAACAGAAAUCAGAAACUGAGAUUGUCUUCAAAGUAAAAGUUGUCUUACUGCUGCAACCUAAGGCAAAUGAUCUCUGUUCCCAGUUUGUGUUGCACUUUUCACAGUAGCUGGUAAGUGUGAAACGUGAUUCUAGGCUUGCAUGCUAAAUCUAUGAACUGUACAAGUGAAUCAACUAAAUUUAAGCCUUAAUAAAGUUUAAAUGAGUUAGUUAUUUAAAAAAAUCACUCCUCCUAGAAUUUUCUUAAAGGGAUGAAUUGGCUUCAGGCAGCCAAUUAGAAAAACUGUUUUUGGCAUCAUUUUUCAGACAUGGAGGCUGCAGCUUGGCAUCAAUAGAUCCUAAUUUCUAUGUGGUCUUAACCCUCUGAGGACUAAGUAAUCAAAUGUGAUAAGCUUAUGUUUUGGAAAGGUGAAAUGGACUUUUUUGGGGAAAAAAUGUAAAUGGCUUUUAAUGUGUAGAAUGAUUAUUUUAUUUACUCCCUGAUUGGCCAUUUUACUAAAAUAAAAAUACAUAUUCUGAUAUCCUGGGGUUAGAGUUAGGGUUAGAAGCCGCAGAAGCAGAGCAAAAAUAUCAUGAAUGUAAAGGAAUAAUCCACCUUAAAACACAGUUAACGAGCGGUCACACCCACAAAAAUCUGACAUAGCUUUACCAGUUUCACGUUCAUGUUUUCCUCGUGACUCAGAUUUCUUUGGUAAGAUAUUUUCAUAACCGCAACAGGAAAACAUCACUGGAGGAAAAUUGGUUAGAGGUUCCACAUCUAUUUAUUUCAACAGGCUCAGAUUGCUGUGCUUCCACCUUCACUGACAACAGUUGUUAUUUAUUUAUUUAUUAAAAAUCACGACUGUUUCUGCUGGAGAAAACGGCUCCAGUGAAAAAUGUUCACAGGGACAUUUUGCGUGGAUAUGAAUUGUGAUUGAGCCAGAUUUGGAUUUUACUCACUACAAACAAAACUCCCCCGGCUGUGCCGUUGUGGUCGAGGCCUGACGUUAAAGCUGUAGAGCUUUUCACUGUUUGCUGUUUUUUUUUUUUUCCUCUCUUCACCUGUUCACCACUGAGGUGACAAAGAGGGUGGUGCUCGAAAACUGCUACACACCUACGAGUGUUUAAGUGCUUGCUGGUGGAUUUUCUCCUUCAAACAGCUGCGGCUCCUGCUUCGUCCUGCAGCUCUGCUCCUCAUCAUUUGAUUUAUGUUUGUGUGUGUGUGUGUGUGGGGAGGGGGGGGGGGGGGGGGCAGCUUCUUGCUGCUCCUUCCUUCUUUUUCCUCCCUCUCUGCCAUCCCACCAUCCUCAUCAUAGUACCCAUCUUUUUCUGCUGCUGCUUCUUUCAUCUAUUUGUUGCUUUUGGUACUACUGCAGAGUAGUCACAGCACACACACACACACACACACACACACACAGUGGCAGAUUUGUCAUCACCGAGGUGUCCUUAGCUUAUAACACGCAGAAGAAAAGGCUGCAGAUUUUAACAUGUUCGUGAACACUGAGGAGCCUUAAACAGGGGUUUGAGGUGGAGGGUGAAGCUUGUUAAACUGAGUGUAGGGAGUGGGCAGAGAGGAAGAGGAGGAGAUAUUGACUUGCUAAAUGCUGCAUGAGGUGGGCGGCGUUGUGUUCCUUCCCCCUCACCCUGGGAAAUCACUGGGGAACAUUAGCAAACUGUCCCAAUGCAGUGAGACAGAGGAGCAUGUGUUUCACUUGAACCUGGGAGGGAGGGGAGAGGACGGCUCACGUCGACAUGAUUUUAAGUCCAAAUAAGAAAAGUUCUGAAGCUUUGAUGUGCCUACAGAGUCGCAGUAAACAUGCAGAUAUUUCCAUGUUUUAUUCAACACACCAAUGACUGUUUGACACUGCAAAUGCUGUUAAGUUAAAGACCAAAAUUUAUUUCCUUUUCUGUGUUUUUUUGCACAGCACAUGCUUGUUGGCAAUGCCAUGUAAAGGCCUUCAUGGGACAUCGUUUAACUCAUUCAUGGGCACUAAAAUUUCCUAAAUUCUGUUUAUUUUUUAUGAAAGACUUGCCAGCAGGGGUUCAGCUGAAAGAGCAGCAAGCACAUGAAAAGGACAGCAGCUGAAAACCUGCUCAGUCCAUUUUCUCAGCUGGGGGACGAAUGUUGUCUGGACCUGCUGACUGAAGGUUCCCAGUCACGCUUAACCUGAGAGCAGAGAUUGUUGCAUUUGAAAACAGUGCAGAUGUGUGUUUAAUUAUCUGUCAAUGUGAUUAAAUUAACCAGGAAAAUAAACGCACUACAGUGCUACCAUGUACAUCUUUUUUUUUUUCUCCAAUGCAGAGUCAAAUGUUUUGUGUCCUGUAUUUGUUUCAUGUGCCUUGAUUGUGCUGCCUCCCAGUGGCUUGAGUGUGGCAGUGCAGUUUUUUUUUUUUUUAACCUCUGACACAUUUGGAGACACUGAUGAAGAUAUUUUAUGAAAACAAAAAAUAUGUGAGAAACAGAAUAGUUCUGACACAUCUUGACAUCAAGCCUGUUAAAUAAUCAGUUGAAUAAUCAGAGUUAAAUCAGGAGAUGAAGGACCUGAUUUAGGAGAAAACUGAUGAUUUGCUGUUUGUGUCUAUCUGCUGCUUCUGAACUGUUGUAUUCUUGUGUGUUUUAAAGUUUAUGGUGAAGGGAAAACUAGUUUUUAUUUUAUUUCAUUUUUCUGUCACAGAUUGAAUGAUUCUUUAUUCUAAGAGAGAUCUAUUUUUCCAUUUAGACAAAUGUCUGUGCAUUUUCUAAACUAAUCUA
This is a messenger RNA of Archocentrus centrarchus (flier cichlid), 6646 nucleotides long. RefSeq names its product sphingosine kinase 1-like. Gene Ontology annotation, biological process: sphingosine biosynthetic process; phosphorylation; negative regulation of apoptotic process. The record is from RefSeq and is a predicted model, not a curated record. The coding region runs from base 139 to 1797 and encodes 552 amino acids. The transcript has 5 exons. NCBI's taxonomy places the organism in Eukaryota, Metazoa, Chordata, Actinopteri, Cichliformes, Cichlidae. Gene Ontology annotation, cellular component: intracellular membrane-bounded organelle; membrane; cytoplasm.